AUGCAGAAAAAUCAGAUCAUAGCCAUGCUUCUCUGCUUCGCUUCCCUACUCAUGUUUAUUAUAAUCUUCGUCACCAUGCGACUUGUCAAUAUUUUUCUAUUAUUUCUCCACACACCAGCGCAAGCUGACAGCCAUAAUUUUAGAUCAGAUGCGAAAUGUUCCAUUGGAGAAGAUCGGGCAGUUGAUGGCGAUGAUGGUGUGACGGUUGUCACUGAACCUGCUCCUGCGACAGUCUGA
This is a messenger RNA of Sclerotinia sclerotiorum 1980 UF-70, 237 nucleotides long. RefSeq lists its product with no specific name. The transcript is spliced from 2 exons. The record is from RefSeq and is a predicted model, not a curated record. Lineage: Eukaryota; Fungi; Ascomycota; Leotiomycetes; Helotiales; Sclerotiniaceae. The coding region runs from base 1 to 237 and encodes 78 amino acids.